AUGAAGUGCCUCUUUUGGAAUGUGAGAGGUAUAGCUAACUCUCCCACAAAAUUAGCUUUAAAAAGGCUCAUUCGUGUUAAUCAUCCGGAUUUUGUUUUCAUUUCUGAACCGUGGAUGGAAGUUAAGAAUUUUCCUUUUAGGUGGCUCCAUAGAUUAGGUCUUAAGCUAUUUGCUGUGAAUGAAAGGGAUGGCUUAGAUCCUAAUCUUUGGUGCUGCUGCCGUUUGGACAUCGAACCUCAAAUUGUUGCUAUAGAUAAUCAACAAGUCUCUUUUCUCAUCAAAAACCAAGAUAACACUUUUGGUAUCUCAGCUGUUUAUGCUUCUACUAAUCUGGUGAUGCGUAGGUCUCUUUGGCAAAACCUUUCUCUUCUGUAUAAUCAAUUCAAGAUCCCUUGGGCAGCCAUUGGUGAUUUUAAUUGUACUCUGGGAGCGCAUGAGCACAAGGGUUCUAUAACUCCGGCUAGACCUCCGAUUGAAGAUUUCAAUAAUUGGACAGAUCAAAACUCUCUGGUGCACCUUCCUACGGCAGGGGCUUUCUUCACUUGGAAGAAUGGCAGAAAAGGAAAUCUCCACAUAGAAAGACGUCUAGAUAGAACCAUUUGUAACCAUAGUUGGCUGGAUUAUUGGUCCAACAAUUCUUGCAGAACAUUACCCAGAAAUAAAUCUGACCAUUUUCCGAUUAUUUUUGAAUUUGUUUUGAGGGAAGACAAGGUUGCCUCCAGCUUUAAAUUCCUGCAAACCUGGGCUUCCGACCCUAGAUGUGAAGAGGUAAUUUAUGUUGUUUGGAAAACUAGAGUGGUGGGCUGCCCUAUGUUUAUUCUUCAAAGAAAACUUCAGAUUCUAAAGUCUAGACUCAAAGAAUGGAACAAAUCUACUUUUGGUAAUAUCAAUGACAAUGUGAAAAAAGCUGAAGAUGGCCUCAAUUUGAUUCAAGCCAAGAUUCUAGAGAAUGGCCCCUCGGAUGCUCUGGAUACUAUAGAAAGGGGCGCCCAGGCAGAGUUGGAUAUUGCUCUUCAAAGAGAAGAAAUAUUUUGGAAGGAGAAGGCUCAUGUAAAGUGGAAGGUAGAUGGCGACAGGAACACGCGGUUUUUUCACAGGAUCGCUAAAAUCAGACAAAGUACCAAGAAAAUAUCUUGCCUAAGAGUGGAUGGGUACCUAAUUACUGAUAGGGAUCGUAUUGCGGAGCAUGUGGUCUCGUAUUACACUAACCUCUUUAAUAAUAAUCUCUCUGUUUUGCAGGAUAAUAGUUUGAUUGAUGAGGUUAUCCCUCACUUGUUGAACCAAGAGAACAACACAGAGUUAACAAAGUUGCCUUCUAUGGAGGAAGUUUACAAUGCUGUUAUGAGCUUGGAUAAGGAUAGUGCCCCGGGCCCGGACGGUUUUAGCGGUUUCUUUUUUCAAAAAUACUGGAGCAUUAUUAAAGAAGAGGUGCUCGCUGCUACUUUACAGUUUUUUCAGGAUGGAUGGAUUACACCUAACUACAACAGCAACACUCUGGUUCUUAUUCCUAAAAUUCCUAAUGCGGAGUCAAUUGAGCAGUACCGACCGAUUGCCAUUGCAAACUUCAAACACAAAAUUAUUACCAAAAUUCUUGCGGAUAGGUUAGCCUUGCUCAUGCCGUCCAUCGUUUCUGCCGAGCAAUGCGCUUUCAUUAGAGGUCGGAAUAUCAAGGACUGUGUCUGCGUCACUUCCGAAGCUAUCAACCUCCUUCCAAACAAAUGCAAGCAAGGGAAUCUCGCCAUCAAAGUUGACGUUGCAAAGGCUUUUGAUACCCUUAACUGGGAAUUCUUGAUUAAUGUCCUCAAAGCAUUUGGAUUUGACGAAAAAUUCUGCAAGUGGAUUAAUGUUAUUCUUCACUCCGCUGUUAUUUCUGUUUCAAUAAAUGGUUCGCUUGCUGGUUUUUUCUCUUGCACAAGGGGGGUGCGGCAGAGAGAUCCGUUAUCACCUCUUCUAUUCUGUUUGGCAGAAGAUGUUUUAAGUAGAGGGUUGUCUAAGUUGGUGGAGAACAAAAAGGUUAGGCAGAUUAAGGCAACCCGAGACUCAUUUGUGCCUUCCCAUGUGCUCUACGCGGACGAUAUUAUGGUGUUUUGUAAAGGCGACAAGGGUUCUAUUGAGGCUCUAAUCAAUCUUUUUCAAAGGUAUGCUGUGGUGUUGGGUCAGAGGGUGAAUCCUUCAAAGUCUACCAUCUUUGCAGGAUCGUUACCCAUUCAAAGGCAUUUGCACAUUGCCUCUUGCCUUGGAUUCAACACGGGGCAGGUUCCUUUCACAUACCUCGGAGCUCCAAUUUUCCGGGGAAGGCCUAAACCAAUACACUUUCAAGGUAUAGCAGACCGCAUUAGGAAUAAAUUGUCGGCGUGGAAAGCUAGCUUAUUAUCUAUGGCUGGCAGAUUGGUUCUUGUUAAAUCGGUGAUUCAGAGUAUGUUAUUGCACACAAUGCUAAUUUACUCUUGGCCCUCUUCGGUCUUAAAGAACAUUCAUAAAUGGUCGCGUAAUUUCAUUUGGAGUGGGGAAAGUGAUAGUCGCAAGCUGGUCACGGUAGCAUGGGAUAAGUGUUGUAGACCUUAUGACGAGGGAGGCUUGGGGAUUAGGUCUCUGGUUACUCUAAAUGAGGCUGCCAAUUUGAAACAGUGCUGGGAUUUAGUAAGUUCUCAGGAGCAGUGGGCUAGCUUACUUCGUGCUAGAGUGAUGCGGGACAAUAAACCGAUCUCGUACCACAUUUUCUCAUCUCUGUGGAGCAGUAUGAGGGCUUCUUGGGCAGAGGUUAGCAGCAACUCUGGUUGGCUCAUAGGCAAUGGUAAAAAUUUUAAAUUCUGGUCUGACUUUUGGAAUGGUUCUUGUGUGAUAGAUUCUCUUAACAUAACCGACCUUUUGCACCCUUUUGUAAAAGACAAGGCAGAAGCGUAUAUUCAGAAUCGUCAAUGGAAGCUCCCUAAUGAUAUCCAUAUUUUGUUUCCAACCUUGGAUAACUUACUGUCUAAUGUUCACCUGCCUAGUGUAGAUAAAGAUGAUCAAUACAUUUGGACUCCUGCAGCGGAUGGAAUUCUCUCCUUGAAAGAAGCUUUUAAAUUCAAGUCUGGAACCUACAGCGCGGUCGGGUGGGGAAAGCUAAUAUGGAAUGCUUUUAUUCCGGCAUCGAAUUCUUUGCUUUUCUGGCGGCUGUUGCAUAAUAAAGUGCCGACUGAUGACAAUUUGAUGAUGAGAGGUAUCCAACUUCCUUCUAUUUGUAAUCUUUGCAGCGCUACAAGCAAAACUGCGGAGCAUUUAUUUUUCUCCUGCCCUUUUGUAGUCAGACUUUGGAAUUUUGUUUCCACGAAUUUGUCGCAGUCUAUUUCAUCUUUUUCGGAUAUCUGGAGUGCUUAUAGAAAGCUAGAUUCUGAUCAGAGUAUGUUGGUUUUUAUGGCUGCAAGUAUUAGCAUUGUUAACACUGUUUGGAAGGCUCGAAACCUGAGACGGUUUGAUGACAAAACCAUUCCUUGGACUAACGCUUUAAACAUGGUCAAGGUUCAGGCUGCGUUUACCGGUAAGGCUACCCCGAAAUCUGGUUCAAACUCUAUUUUGGAUUUUCAGCUGCUUAUGAGUUUUAACAUUAAGCUGAAUCCUCCCAAGACUAUAAUAGUUAAGGAGUUUUUGUGGCAUCCUCCUGUUCUACACUGGAUUAAAUGCAACACUGAUGGGACGUCGGCGGGAACACCUCAGAUUGCGGCUUGCGGGGGUAUCUUUAGAGAUCACGCAGGUAAUCAUCUUGGGAGCUUUUCCAAUCGGAUCGGGCAUGGGAACGCGUUUGUGGCUGAGCUUGUUGGAGCCAUCUUGGCUAUUGAGAUAGCAAAGCAGAAAAAUUGGAACAAUUUAUGGAUCGAAACAGACUCGAAGCUGGUGGUGUUAGCUUUCUCCAAACCGUUUAUCGUUCCUUGGGCUAUUCGGAAUAGAUGGGAAAAUGUCCUUCAUCAUUCUAGGAAUAUUAAUUUUUUGGUAACUCAUAUUUUUAGGGAGGGGAAUCAUUGUGCGGAUAGACUCGCUAACUUAGGAUUACAUGUUAAUGAUUUUACUUGGUGGGAAGUUGUUCAUAGAGACAUUCUUGCGGAGUUAGCUAAAAACUCUAUAGCUUCUAUGCUUCCAUAUUCCACCAUUGAUGUCUCAUAUAAUUGGCAUUUAGUUCGGUUUGUCCAUGCAGCUUCUAUGCUUAAUGAGGACUUUAUAUGUAUCAUACCCGUGUUCGUUAUGGCACGACCAUUAGCAAAAAUAUGUGACAUCAAUGACAGCAAAGAACUUUGGAAAGUUUCUGUUCGUGUGCACCGCAAAUGGACAGUUGUUUCAAACAAGAGGGAGCAUUUUGAGAUGAUCUUUGUUGAUGUAUCGGGUGGUGACAUACAUGUUGUUGUUCCUGCACCUCAUGUAUCUCUUUUUUCUGAAAAAAUGGUCUUGGAUCAUAGUUACACUGUUUCCAAUUUUAAGGUUCAGGCUAAUGUUGCGGCUUUCAGACCUUCGUCUCAUAAGUUUAUGUUGAAGUUUACUGCUGGCACUACUGUUAUGGAUGAUAACAACGCUGAAAUACCUCCAAAGCCGUUGGUGUUUACUAAAUUUACUGAUAUAAUAAACGACAACUUUAACAAGGAUGUGCUAAUAGAUGUCAUUGGUAUGGUGGAAAGUAUUGGGUAUUCACAGACAACAACAGGUGCCCGGAAGCAGCAGAUUAACAUGAUGCUGCGUGACGGGGGAUGUCAUGGCAAGUUUCCACUGUCCGUGACAAACACGUUUAAUGUUACCGUCCUUGGUCUGAAUAUUGAUUUGCUGCCGAUGAAAGAGUUUAUAGAAAGUUUUCCAAAGGAUUCCAUGAUUACGUUGUCUGGCCAGGAGGGUUCCAAUUCACAGCUUUCAGCACAGAACUCUGAAAAUCAACAGAUGACUCUUGUACAGAAAUUGCUUUCAAAGGCUGUUGUAAUGCCUAUUGGGGAUAUUAUAAAACUCAGAACUGUAUGUUUGGAAGUUGUUGGCCUUUUAUUCUGA
Molecule: messenger RNA, 5004 nt
Organism: Vicia villosa (hairy vetch)
Lineage: Eukaryota; Viridiplantae; Streptophyta; Magnoliopsida; Fabales; Fabaceae
Exons: 8
Coding region: 1-5004 (1667 amino acids)
Molecular function (GO): nucleic acid binding; RNA-DNA hybrid ribonuclease activity
Source: RefSeq, a predicted model, not a curated record